Messenger RNA from Hyposmocoma kahamanoa, 9653 nucleotides. RefSeq lists its product as uncharacterized. The record is from RefSeq and is a predicted model, not a curated record. The transcript has 14 exons. The coding region runs from base 320 to 8320 and encodes 2666 amino acids. NCBI's taxonomy places the organism in Eukaryota, Metazoa, Arthropoda, Insecta, Lepidoptera, Cosmopterigidae.
AAACCUGCCAUGUCUUUGGUUUUAAAAAUGGCGUAUACAAGCUUUUUGUUUGCCGGUUUACGCUGUUAAAUAGUUCCCAAGACCCCGCGCGUACUUAGAACGAGUGGUAAACGUCGUGAAUAUGAAAUUGAAGUACAUGUGUAGGUAUAUAAUCAACACUAUGGACUCCGUGAAGGAAUUUCCGUAGCGUUAUGGUGAAUUAGAAUGGUGCCUGUGGCUCGUCAAUCUUGCACGUCGUCAGGUUACCAGCUCGUAACGUAAAUAUCACCUAGCGAGCCUUUUGUAUUUCAGAUAUGACAGCGUCGCAAAAUAGUAGAUAAUGGAGAGUUCGGAAGACGAUGCGGGCGGCGCAACGAACGCUUCCCGCCGUGCAUCGGCGCGGGAAAAGGACAUCAGACCAAGAGAAGACGGCGGCACGAGUGGUGCAGCACCACCGGAGCCAGCAGAGACUGGCAUGGCAAGCGAAACCACCUCGAUGUCGGAAUUCGACGGCGACAGCGUGCCGUCGCCGUCGCAAGACAACACCAGCACUGAGGCUAUCCUCGACAUGAUUGACGAGAUUGUUGAAGGUCCCGCCGCACUCAGACGCCGCUCGCACUAUUCUGAAGAGCACAACAACGAGAACAUCAGUGCAGAAAUCGGUGAACAGUCCACCGCAAAGCCAGAUCCAAUUGCGAGGGACGCUCAUAUAAGUCCAUCUCAACCAUCAUCAACAUCACCUUCAGCAUCUAGUGCCAAAAGUGAAACAAUAUCACAAGAGAGUUCUGUUAAGGCGCAAGUGGAAAAACCCUCUCCCAGUGUUACACAGGCAGCUGGUGCUUCUACAGAGGGUAAUACACAAGACUGUAAGGAUAAUACACAAGAUGGUACCAAUGAUAAUCAACCUGAAUGUGUAAACAUUUCAACAAAAGCUGAAAGUGCAUUACAACAGAGUUCUAGUGAUACACAAGAGGAGUGUACUUCUAAUUACCAACAACCAGUAAGUGUGGUUGUUACAGAGCCUGUAAUACUGAACAGUUCAAGCGAAGUAUUGCCAGGUGAUGAUUCUGAAAAUUUGCCACAAACAAGUAUAGAUGUAACACCUGUGGAUUGCGCAUCUCAAAACACUGGUCAUACAGAAUUAUCGCAGGCUAGUUCAUCUGGAUCUGUGAAUGAGGCAGCUGAAUCUACUUUACCCGAAGCAAGUACCAGCAUAAGCAUGAAACCUGAAGCCCCCAGUGAUUGUGCUUCACCUAAUAUUCCUUCCAGCAGUGUGUUAGAGAUUGUUCAAAGUGCAUUGGACACUAAUGAUAGUGAAAUUUGUGGACGGACAAUAAAAUGCGCAGCAUCCAGUGAAUCUCGGGACAAUGUCACAGUUGAAAGUGCAGAAUCUACUUCAAGUGACAGUUGUGUUAGUGAAACAAGGACGAUAACAGUGGAAUCAUCAACAAGGUCACCACUACGACGUCGCCUUGUCCGGCCCACAGCCUGUGACCGACGUCCGGACUCAACAGUAUCUUCUACUGUUGAUACUCAAGUUCUUAACAUCCACACUACAGAACAGACACCUAGUGACUGUAUAGCAAAAGAUGUUUCUAGUUCUUCAGACACUGUGCCCCAUGUACAUGAUAAUGUUAAGCCAGAAGAGAUUAGAAGUGUAAGUGAAAUUAGUGUCUGCAAAGCAGAAACAUCCAUAAACUCUCCAAAAAAAAUUAAACUUGUUAGACAAAAAAUUGCCCCUCCACUUAUUGAUGAGGAUGAUGUAACUGAAGAACCUAAAUUACCCUCUGAUUCUGAUGUGUGUCAAUCGACAUCCACAGAGAAUGUUACACAAUCUUAUUCCAAGCCAACCUCUGAUAACAAUACUAGCAUUAAGGCUCUGGAAUGUGCAUCUCUUGAAGUGCCUAAUGAAUGUACUGUCAAUAUACCUCUUACUUCUACCAGUGAAGUUUGUGCUGAACGAGUAACGGAAGGCCCACAAGUAUCUGAGCUAAGGGCACCUGAAAGCUGCAGUCUUUCAAGGCCAUCUACACCUGUGCAUGAAAAUAAAGAUAAUGAAAAUGACCAAAAGAGAGUUCCACCUAUAAAAUUAAAUCUGAAUGUGAUGAACACAGAAUCAUCUCAAACUAAAUCGGACAAACCUGAAGAUCAGAGUGAAAACACUUCAAAUGAAGACAUGUGUCAAAAUGCUUCUGAGUCUACCAAACAAGUCCCUAAAUUGACUAUUAAGUUAGGUAAUAAACAAUCAGAAGAUGCAAAAUCUCCCAUACCUAAACUGACAAUUAAACCCAUUAGGCCGCCUCCUGAUAUUGAGACUAAAAAAGAUCCUAUUGAAGCAAUCCCAUCAGUAACCAAAUUGAACAUUAAACCAAUACCAAAACCAGCAGAAAAGUUGAAUGACAUCCACAGGAAGUCCAGCAGCAGUGAAAUUUCCGAAUCAGAGAGCUCAGAAAAUGAUGAAAGCAAUAGUACAUCUGAUCAAACCUCUGCAUCUGAUCAGGGCUCCUCUGAAGUGGUUCCAAAAGUUACUAUUAAGCUUGGAAAACCUGGCACUGAAAGUGAAGGCAAGUUUUAUACUGAACCUAAUGUACCUAAACUGACCAUAAAAGGUUUGCAACAUAGUGUCUAUGAGGAAAAAGAGUCCGUAUCAAAACUAAACGUCGCAAUUGCCCAAACUGAAGAAAAACAAGCUGAGAAAAUUCCAAAAUUGACAAUAAAAACUAUAACAAAAACUGAAGGGCAACCCCUUAGUCCAAAACUGACAAUAAAACCUUUAAAACCACCUGAUACUUCAAGCAAAGACAGUGGUCACAUACCCAAAUUGACUAUCAAACCUAUUUUAAAAACAGAUGAAUCUACAUCUAAAACACCAAAAAAGUCCACUGGUCUGUGUGAUAGUCAGGAACAUAUUCCUGUCGUUACUAAAUUAAAUAUAAAGCCUAUUGUAAAGCCUGUAGAAAGCGAAACAACUGAAGGUUCAGAUGAAAAACUUCCUAUUGUUUCAAAAUUACAUAUAAAACCUGUCAUCAAACCAACAGAUUCCGAUGAAAUUGCAACAGACUCAAUAGAAAAUAAAGUCCCAGCUAUUUCAAAAUUAAACAUAAAGCCACUUGUUAAACCACCAGAGUCUUCAGACACUCCUACUAUUGAAAGUAGUAUUCCUGUGGUAUCAAAAUUGAAUAUAAAACCUAUAGUGAAAUCAGCAGAUCUUGGGGAAACAGCACAGGAUGUGGGAGAGAUUAUCCCAGUAGUAUCGAAAUUAAAUAUCAAACCAUUAGUCAAACCUGGUGAAAGCGAAACUACUGAAAAUGUUGAAGAAAUAGUUCCUGUAGUUUCAAAAUUAAAUAUAAAACCUGUAGUAAAGCCUAAAGAUAAUGCAGUAGAGGAUAGUGUAGACGAUGUACCUAAAAUUACGAAGUUGAAUAUUAAACCUUUAAAAGAGCCUGAAGUAAUAUCUUCAGCAGCAAAAGACUGUGAUGUAUUGAAUGCUGAUGCUGCAGAAAGUAGUAUACCUGUUGUUAUGAAACUUAAUAUUAAGCCUAUAGUUAAGCCAGUUGAUGAAGACACAUCGAAAGACUCAGAAAAUCAAUCAUCUGAAACUGGGAACUCAAGUGAUGACAACACAGAUCAUAUACCUGUGGUAACAAAGUUAAAUAUCAAACCUAUUGUAAAACCAGAUGACUUGGAAAUAACAGCAAGAUCAAGCGCAUCAAAUGAGGAGAAUGUUCCUGUAGUAACUAAAAUCAACAUAAAACCUUUGAUAAGACCAGAAGAAAGUAAAUCUCCAGGAUCUCCUAAAAAAGAUGGCUUAAAAAUUACGAAACUAAAUAUAAAACCCGUAGUGAAACCUGAUGAAAUUGAUCAAGAAAAAACAAAAAGUGAUAAUGAUGAUGCAAUGUCUAAAAAUCCGCCUUUGCUUAUGAAAAUCAAUAUGAAAGCUGUGGCCGAUAGUCCCACUAAUGACUGUUUAAGUAGUUCUGCUAAAAAAGUCAACAGUACUGAUACUUAUAAUAAUUUGGACGAGAAUCUCCCCAAAGUUACAAAACUUAAUAUAAAACCUGUUACUAAACCAUUAGAUGUGGAAAAUAGUUCACACCCUGAAAUGUUUAUGGUAAAUUGUAAUCCAAGCAGUUCCCAUUCGCAGGCGAUGAUAUCAGAAAUCUUGAAGCAAAACUGCACAGAAAUUAAAGAAGUUGUAAGUCCUGCACAACAAUUCAAGGUUUCAAAGCAAGAAAAUCUUGAAAAGCAAGUGACACUAUUAAAACAAAGUACGUUAAUAGUAAAAUCUGCAGAUGAACAUAUGACAAAUAAAUUAGUGCACAGUUGUGAAGAUAACCAAUAUAUGAAAUUCAUAAACACCAAAACCUCAGCUGAAUCUGACCUUGUGCAAGCGACAAAUAGACAACAGUCAUCAUUGCAAAACUGUACUUUACUUAAAAAGUUAUUAGAAACAAAAAAGGAUGGCCUAGAUAAAAGACUUCAAGAAUCAAAAGUAAAUGUAAACCACUCACUAUCACCAUCAUCAAGAGUUGAAAUAAACUUACUAAAAGGUAUGAGGCAUGAUACAACUAGACCAAGUCUUGGAAAUGAAUCAAUCCAGGACACAAAUCAAGAUACAGUUAAUGAUUUUGGAGCAUUAACAACUCCAAAAACUGUUACUAUCUCAGAUUCCCAUAAAGAUACAAAUGAUAGUAUAACAAAACCACUUGAAAUUAAUACAUCUGACAAAAUAACUAAUCUAAGCUCUGGGCAAGAUUCUCCAAGAAUCAUUUUGAAAAUUAAUAAGACUGAUCAUGGUCCUUCAGCUAAAAUAAUAACAGAAGAGCCUAAUCGUCCAGAUACACCUCAGCAAGAUGCACCUGAUAAUACUCAAGAAGUGCCGAACGAUAAACAACUUCAAAAAAAGAACUUGGUAAAUAGCAGAAAAAAGCCAGUUUUAGAUACACCCAAUGAAUCAAUGGGUAAAAGAUUACGAAGUUCCAGAAUAGUUGAACAUACGGAAAAGACCACAACACCAAGAAAAAAUGCGGGGAAACGACCAUCUGCUACAGAAAUAAGUCCAACACAAGCUAAAGAACCUGAACUGUCAGUAUUAGAAACAAAAAGGUUAAAAUUAGGACAGAUUUUAUCAAAUAAAUCUUUUACACCUGUGCCUUCAAAUGAACCGCUCAUACCUUCCACGAGACCAGUGAUAGAUAUGAGACCAGGUGAGAAGACCGUCGUGCAUCAUGCACUUUUAAACAAUGAGAACUGUUCUAAAAAUGGUAAUUCGAAACUACACAAUAUUCUUUCCAAUCUUCAAGUAAAACAAGCCCAAGCUUUGGCUUUCAAUGACAUUAACUGUACUGAAAAGAAGCCCUCGAUUCCAGAGCUGGACUCAAACACAUCUACAGGUAGUUCAGAUGUUAUUGAAAUAAUACCGAUAGAAAAUUCACAUCCAGAGGUGCAACAGAUGAUUUUAAAUGAAAACUCAGAAUCGCGCGAUUUUACUAUAGUCCCCAACGAUUUAUCGCAAGAUCCAUUAGAAGUAGACGCGUCGAAAAUAAGUACCGAACAAACAAGUGCAAGUCCCGACACUCCCAAGCUGGAACAGUUGACGCCGCAGCCUAAGAAGCGCGGACGACCUCGAAAAUUGCCUGUAUCAGAGGGUGCAAAGCCCGCACCUGUCGUGUUACCUGUGCCAGCGUUAGAGGAACGUCCGCAGCGAUCACUCCGAUUGUCUAGAGACCGUCCAGCGAUACUCGUCAAAACCAGAUUGAGAGGUCGCGGGCGAGGCGCCAAGCGGCUGGAGGCCAGUCGCCCAGUUGAAGAACCAGUCGUCGACACUGCUACGAACUUCCUCGAAGAACAAAAACCCAGCGAAGAAAUCGACCCUACCAGUUCCCGAAUAAAACUACCCCGCAUGACGGAGGCUCUCGACAAGAUGCCUUCCACGUGCGCGACACCUCUAUCGAGUAGAAGACGAAAGUCAUCUACGACGGAGGGUCUGCGGAUGUUCGGGGACACGCCUGAGCUGAAAGUGGUUUUAAACACUAUACCGCAAAUGGACGAGGUGAUGACCAACUCCCCCGAGAUUCCAAGCGGGCGUGGUAGCCGAGGGGGAAGAGGCUCGCGCGGGGGGCGGGGUCGCACACCAAGAGGCACACCGCGCGCUAGAGGCAGAGGGCGGGGCGGAGGACGAGGCGCCAUGUAUAUGAAGGAAACGAUGGGCAUAUACGGGCGCGUGUGUGGGCCAGCGACAACUACUGUCGAGUUGUUCGGAGAGGAGACCUGCAUGAUGGACGACAAUGCCACGCCCGCCAAACCUUCACAUUUACUGGAUGAAGACUCCCAAAGUUCUGUGAAAAGCUCGACAAAUGAGAGCAGUAAGAUGAAGAGAUCGAAAUUCGCAGACCUAUUCGACAGUAACAAAGUAUGGAUGGCGUCUGAUGUCAAAGAAUACAUGUGGCCGCCACCAGAAAGACCAGAUGUUCAACACCAGGUAAUGAUGAUCCAAGAACAAGUGGCAAUGUUCCUUGGCGUAAAGAGCUUCAAGCGACGCUACCCGGAGUUGAAACGACGGACCAUCGUCGGCGAAGAAAAGGACUACGUCCUAGGCAAAGGACUGGUCACAGAAGCCCUUUGCAACCUUGGAAUAACAGCUGUAGACGCGAGCGAAGUCCUAGACAUAAUGUUAUCAGAUUAUCCUCACAAAUAUGAAGAAUAUAGAUCCCACCAGCAUCAGAAGCAAUUGGCGGAGGCAGCGGCCACGCCACAGCCUGAAGAGUCCGUGCCCACAGUGCCUGGCGAAGAGGCAAAGCCGGAUGUACGAAUCGAUCGGAUUGAGAUGAAGCCGGAACCUAAACCCGACAGCAAACCUGAACCAUCGAAAAUUGAUCUUGAGAAGAGUAGACAGGAGAUGGCGGCCGCAGCCAUUGCGUCAGCAAGCGAGUUCAACGUGCGCAUGAACGCGGCGCGGCGCGGCGCAUGCGUGGACCUGCAGACGCUCACCAUCCAGCGCCGGCGACCGCCGCCCACCAAGGCGCCCGAGCACGUGCGCCCGCCGGGAGGCUUCUACCCCCACGCCUUGCUGCCUGGCCAGUACCAGCACUGGUACCGAGUCUACACGCCCGACCAGCUACGAUAUUUCCCCAUGAACACAGCGAUGGCGGCCCCUCCGGCGCCACCCUCACCUGUGCCUUCAUCUUCCGAAUCGGAAGGCGAGUGGAGCUCCACCAGCUCCAGCGACGAUUCCACCAACAAUAAACUACCUGCCAAGCGGAAAAAACUAACUAAGACUAAGCGAAGCAGCCACACAGACUCUAUGGACAAAAAGGACGAGAGCAAAGAGGGCGAGGUGGACCUCUGCCGCGUGUGCAAACUGCGACUUGAGGCCAACCGCAAGUACACACACGAGCGGUUCCUCGUCUGCUCCAACUGCAACGCCAAGUUACACCCGGGUUGUGUGGAGCUAAAUGCAGACACAAUCCGCAAAUGCCGCGAGUAUGCGUGGCAAUGCGCCGAGUGCAAGUCCUGCUGCGCCUGCCGUCAGCCGAAGGACGAUGACAAGAUGUUGUUCUGCGAUCUGUGCGACCGUGGAUUCCAUAUCUACUGCGUCGGUCUCGAGAAAGUACCGAGCGGUCGAUGGCACUGCGUGGAAUGCGCAAAGUGCAAAUCGUGCGGUGCGCGCGACCCCAACGGGCCGCAGGCUGAGGCCACCUCGGGUGGGACUUCGAGCUCGGUUGCGGGCUCGGUGUCCGUGGUCGGCGGCGGCGAAUGGCACCACCAAACGCGGCGCGGACCCGGUGGACAUAAGGUCUACUCACACUCGCUGUGUACGCCUUGCGCCAGGGCGUAUCGCAUCGGUCGCUACUGCCCCCUGUGCGAGCGCUCCUUCAUCGGACCCAAGGGGACCAUGCAGCUCGUCAUUUGUAAGCUCUGCGAUAGGCAGCACCAUCAAGACUGCGUUAGGCAGACGGUGUCGCAGCUGAAGGUGCUGGACUACACGUGUGGCGAGUGCAAGCGCGGCGGUAUCACGUCGCGCGCGGCCGCCGUGCGCCUCGCGCCGCGCACCAUCGCCACGCUGUUCAUGGCCAAGCGGCGCUUCAACAAGUACGCGCACCGCCAGUACAUGCAGAGCCGACUGCAGGGCCAGCCCAAGGGCUCGCAGGACGGCUCCAACGAUGCCGAUGCCGACGCCAGCGAGUCGUGCGAGCCCAUCGCGCCCGCCGAGGAAGUCUCGGACGCGUCCGAGCCCGAGGCCUUGGGCGAGGCCAGCGACCCCCUGGAGGGCGCGGGCGAGCCGCCACCCGGCGAGGCCGCCGCCGCCGUCGCCGCGCUACGCAUGAACUUCGGCGACUGAGCCCGCCCUCGCCGGGGAUGCGACUCGACCUCGUAGGGAUGUAACUGUAGCCGAGGAGUGCUCGUUGGAGAGUUGGCAGUGCGGGGCCCCUUGUGAGUGUAUAGAAUGGACUAUGUAAUAUAUCUAGCUGUUAUAUUAGAAUAUCUAUAACUAUUAUUCGCUUCGGUAAUACGAUUGUAAGGUAAACUGUUGCAUAAAUCUGAUUAAUAUAACGAUUAACUAGUAGGCUAUGUAUAAGUAAGUUAUCGGAUAGUGAAGAGAUACUAGUUGUACUGUAGCUUUAUGUUUUCACUGCAUAUUCUUCGUUUUCUAUGCAUUCAGAUCUUGGUUAUGGUUACGUACGAUCAAUUCGAUGACAGAAGUAAGUAAGUAAAUUAAUUACAUUGGAAGUAUGAUUUCCCUAGUGGGAGUAGACAGAUAAUUUUAACAAUUAAACAUCAUAAAGUGGUUAGUUAGAUAGAUAGCUGUAGGGCGCAGGUCACUAACAUGUAUACUGUACAGUAUAACAUAAUACUAACUUCACUUUAGGUAGCUGGGCAAUCGUACUAUUUUUAAUGCUAUAAAUGUUUUGUUCGUUGUGUAGAAGCCGGCGAGACAAAUCAUGUAUUGUGUACGCGUUCACGGUUUGUUAUUUAUUUGACAAAGGGUAUAAUACGAGAUUGAAUAUUAUGCUGUUAUUUGGUUACGAAAACAUUAGAUUGUUUUAUUGUAGCAACGAUAUUGUAUGUUUUACGUGUGUGUGAAGUUGUAUCGUGAAAAAUAUCUUGUUUAGUUACAAAUACAAUUCAACAUAAUUUACAAGUGAUGUCUCAAAACUUAAAAUAAAAUGUAUCGAUAAAAAUCUGCCUUUUAAUGCAUUUGAAUUUUUAUUGCAAUAUUUUGUUUUGUCAGUGUUAUUAUUGAAUUGGCUAAAAUGGUCUAAUGAAGACAGUGCGCAUUUUGUUUUUCUAGGCUUAUUUUAGAUUACAUAUUAUUGUUAAUUUUUGCUUCAUAAGGUAUUUAUUUUAGUUAUGAUACUUUUAUAUGGAUACAACAGUAUACAAAUAUAAUCCCCGUUUAUUAUUAAAAUAGAGUAAUAGCAAAGUGGAUACAAAUACAAAAAUACCACAAGUAUACCAUGGCAUAGAUAUUGGAAAAACGCUUGGUACUAAUUUUGAGUGAUCCAUUAAAUACCUCCUAAUCUGACUUGAAAAUUGUUGAAAUAUUUAAAAGUUAAUUUCUAAGAUUACGAUUAAGUUAGUAAUUUAAUUAUAUGAAUGAAAUUCAGCAGCUCUUCUAUAGCAAAAUUUAGCUUUUCUUACUUAGUUUCAAAGUACAAAAUGAAAGCCUACCU